GCCGCCGGGCCUGGGUGCCCGGCUGAACGCUCGCUGCGGUGAUCUGGCUUAACGGUGGGCACAGGGCUCUAGAACUUCUCGCUUGAGGAAAGCUCGCCCCUAGCCGUUUCCUCUCUAGUUGAGGACUGGGAUGGCGGUUCCUACGCGGCUCUUUGUGGUGUGCUCACUACUCUGACCGUUUCGCCCCCUUCCCAGGAAUGCCAGGGCUCAGAUGGGGAAAGUUUUUUGGGAAGUGAGAAGCAAGCAAGACGGGCCAGGAAAAGAGCGCCCCCUGGCCGAGGCUGGAAUCCACUACCCACCAUGGAGACAAAUGGCCAAAGACAACCACCUGGAUUUGUUAUCUCCUCCUUGCUAUGGGCUGGUGGGAAAGCUGCGACCAGCAAGGCGGAAUUGGGAACAAGAAUGAGGACAAGUUUAUUCAAGAGGAAGGGCCCAGUAACAGAGAACAUCAAGGGAUAUGCCCAAGAACAGUGUCAUCUAUUUCUAGACUCAAUCUCAAGAAACUUCAGAUGACGUUGCCAAGAAUCUUAAAUUAGAGAAAUCUCAAGAUAACUCCUUGAAAAUUGGAGGCUGGCUACCACUUCCACACUGUGAACUCACUGGUCACGGGAAACCUGUGCCUGGUGCAAGACCCUACAGCUGCACCCACUGUGGCAAGAGCUUCCGGCAUAGUUACUCUCUGACCCAUCAUCUUCGAAGUCAUGCUGGUGAGAAGCCUUCCCCCUGUCCUGACUGUGGAAAACGUUCCAGCCAAAGUUCCAACCUCCUCCAGCAUCAGCAGACACCAGGGAGAUGAGCCCUACAAGUGUGGGGCCUGUGGGAAAGGUUUUGCUCAGAGUGCAUCCCUCAUCCAGCACAGAAGGGUCCACUGGUGAGAGACCCUAUCACUGUCCCCAGUAUAGAAAGACCUUCUGUGGAAGCUCCAACCUCAUUACGCACUAGCGAAUCCACUGGGCAGAAGCCAUAUAUCCGUGGGGGAUGUGGCAAGGGCCUUACAUGCAUUCUUGCAGAUUCCAGAUUCCAAGUUCACCCUCCAUGGUGAACCAGAAACAGUCAUGGCUGCCAAGUUUACCUGUUCUGAGUGUGGAAAGAAUUUCCCAGCCAUCGGCAAGUUCCUUCAACACCAGCUCACCCAUACAGCGGAUGCACUCAGGGGAACGGAAUUUGGCUUCUCUGAGUGCCAGGAGUGCUCCUGUGAAGCCUGGAAGUUGACCAGGCACUGGCAGACUGCCCAGCUGGCAGCUCACGAGGCUGGGAGUGAUCGGGCCCAGAAGCUAUACAGACCAGCCCUACCAAUGCUACCAGUGUGGCCUUGGCUUUGGAGAGGGCACCACACUCCUUUGCCACCAUCAAACCCACACUGGAGAGAAGCCCUGCCAGUGUCUUCCAUGUGGAAAGUUUUCAGCCGGAGAUCUAACCUUGCCAGACACCAAAGAACUCAUGCGGUGCGGCCCUAGGUGAGCCCUUUCUUUGGUAGCCUUGCAGGUGGACUUGGGGAUCAGCGACACAUUUCCUUCCUUCUCCCAGUACUAUCUGUGAAGGCCUUUCUCUACUAUCAGUCUUCCUCAGAAGUGCUGAAUGUUUGGGUUUGGUUUUAUUUUCUUUUUCCUGAAUCCUUCUCCUCUCUCCUUUCCCUCAAACCUCACAGUUUGCAGAAGGAUUUCGGGAUGUGGUAGGUGAAAUGCAAAAGUACUGAAGUACGGGCAUGCCCUCAGUUUGGCCAAGGAUAAUAUUAAGUGAUGUCUUAAUAUCAGUGAUUAAUAAAUUAUUUCUCUUAUGCUUUUUAAAAUGUUAUUUUAAAAAUUAUUUGUUGGUUUUCCCAACAAUGUGCUAUUAGAGUGAAGAAAAAACGCCGAGUUCCUCUAUGAGAAUUCAAACUGCAAAGAAGUCCUUAAUAUCCAGUUUCCAAGCUUGCUCCCCGAGUCCUUGAUUCCUCUUUCUCUCAUUGCACUGCACCUCCAGCUCGGGUCCCAUCAGGCACCGCAUCCUAGUUCUUCUGCUUCAGAAAGUUUUCUCAAGUCCACUCUCUCUUCUCUGUUGCCAGUGCUUCUGCCUGAAGCGCAAAUCCUUGUCAUCAUUUGCCUGGAUUAUUGCAAAAGACUCCUAAUCAGCUUCCCCUGCUUCCAGUCUCUGCA
Equus quagga is the source of this 2135-nucleotide messenger RNA. RefSeq names its product zinc finger protein 843 (gene ZNF843). Gene Ontology annotation, molecular function: RNA polymerase II cis-regulatory region sequence-specific DNA binding; DNA-binding transcription factor activity, RNA polymerase II-specific. The record is from RefSeq and is a predicted model, not a curated record. Gene Ontology annotation, biological process: regulation of transcription by RNA polymerase II. NCBI's taxonomy places the organism in Eukaryota, Metazoa, Chordata, Mammalia, Perissodactyla, Equidae.